Molecule: messenger RNA, 3384 nt
Organism: Cherax quadricarinatus
Lineage: Eukaryota; Metazoa; Arthropoda; Malacostraca; Decapoda; Parastacidae
Product: alkaline phosphatase
Biological process (GO): dephosphorylation
Molecular function (GO): alkaline phosphatase activity
Source: RefSeq, a predicted model, not a curated record
AGAGGUAAAUCUUGUCUUUAGUAGCUGUGAGGAGGUCCUCUGGAGUGCAGUCUUUUCGAUAAUAGCUGAGAGGAGGUCCUUUGGAAGUUCUCUUGAUUGUUGUGUCCUGUGAACGUAUGCUGUCAGUCAGUCCCUAAACAAAAAGAGGAUUACUUGAUCCGCACGUCGUAUUGUCAACAAGAGUGAAAAGGAAAAGAUAGACAGGAAAACAUAGUUACUUAUGGGAAACAACGAUUACGCCUGAGCUAACAGAUUUACCUUUCUUAAAGCGUUUCCAGACUGCAGCAAUUAUCACCUUACUUAAUAUUCACGGGUGAUAUUCCUUGCCUGAAGAGAAGGAGACGAAUCCUGUUUCUCCGGGAGGAGGAGGAGGAGGAGGAUAGAGAUCCUAUUAUCAUGAAUUGAAAGGAGAGGAAUAGUCUGAGACAUUAGGAGGAGAAUCCUAUCACCGUGAGUAGAGACAGGUAGGAACAAGAUCGUAAAUCCUUGUCAUUACAUAAGACCCGAGUCAGGAAACACUUGUGCUGUUUCCUGACGAACCUUACCUAACCUAACCUUGACAACGGGUGACACGGAAAGUGAGACGAGAAGUAUCCUGCUACUGCAGUGAAGAGCAAGACUGGAGCAAGAUCUUGGCUGCCUUAUCAAAAGAAUGAAGAUGCCGAGGUGUGUGUGGUGCACGGGACUGGUGAUGCUGGUGAUGCUACAUCUCUCCUCAGCUGUCAUCUUCCCCUCACCUCAUCCUCAAGAAACGGAUAAGUCGUACUGGUACCAGCUGAUGCGACGGGAGCUCCGAGAAGCCAGGGACAGACCUACGAAUAUUGGAAAGGCCAAGAAUGUUCUUUUCUUUCUUGGUGACGGUAUGGGAGUGACGGUGUCGACGGCAGGACGCAUCCUGAAGGGGCAGAAGAUGGGAGUGUCUGGAGAGGAAGGUUACCUUGUCUGGGAGAGAUUCCCUAACAUGGCCCUUCUGAAGACAUAUGCCUUGGACAAGCAAGUGCCAGACAGUGCCAAUACUGCCACUGCCUACCUGACAGGUGUCAAGGCUAACUAUGAAACUCUGGGAGUUAACGGUAGAGUAAAGGUGAAGGACUGUGAUGCUUCUCUCAUCCCGGAGAACAGACUGGACACCAUCCUUAACUGGGCACAGGAUGCUGGCAAGGACACAGGUAUGGUGACGACAUCACAGGUGACCCACGCCACACCUGCAGCACUGUACGCUAAGUCCGCCUUCAGGGAGUGGCAGUGUGACACCAGGAUGAUCCAGGAUAAUGCUACACACUGCAAGGAUAUCGCCAGACAGCUGGUGGAGGAUGAACCAGGCAAGAAUAUGAAGGUAAUCCUGGGAGGCGGACGGCAGGAGAUGGGCGCACCUCAUGGAGGAAAGAAGAUCAAGUGCCCGAGAUCGGACAGCAGGAACCUGGUGGAGGCGUGGAAGAAGGACAAGAAGAAGCGAGGUGCCAGCUUCGCCUACGUCACCUCCACACGGCAGCUGCGAGGCCUCCAGCUGGACAACCUCGACUACCUUAUGGGACUGUUCGGAGAUAUCUCUGUGCCCUACGAAGUGGAUCGUGAUCAUGGCCUAGACGGGACGCCCAGCCUGAAGGAGAAGACCCUGGCGGCCAUCCGUAUCCUAAAGAAGAGCUCUCGGGGAUUCUUCCUCCUGGUGGAGAACGACUUAUUAGACAAAGGUUUGCACGACAACAAGCCCCGGCGAGGCCUGGAGGAGCUGUUGCAGAUGGAGGAGGCAGUGGAGGCGGCGCUGCAGGAGGUUGACCUGGAGGACACGCUGGUGGUGGUCACAGCUGACCAUUCCCAUACCAUGGCCAUGGCUGGCUACCCUCCCAGAGGCAAUGACAUCUUUGGAAUAACGACAAGCGAGUAUGUGACAGAUGGACUUCCUUACACCACUCUCAUGUUUACCACCGGCCAGGGAUACAACUACACCUGGGAUGGUCAGAAGGUGGUGCGACCCAACUUGACAGGUGUUGACACAAAUCAGAAGGAUUACGUGGCACUGGCAGCCGUGCCCACUCAAGUUGGUCAUGAGGCACACGGAGGCGAGGACGUGGCAGUCUUCGCUGCAGGUCCUAUGAGCCACCUGUUCCACCGAGUACAUGAGCAGACCUACGUGGCUCACGUCAUGGCCAGUGCUGCUUGCAUUGGACCCUACAAGAACGACUGCGCUCGGCCCCUGAAGCAGGACAAUGGAACUAAUAACAGACACAGGCAAGGAAUUCACUUGGAGGGAUGUGAGAAUCAUACCGACAGCCGCCGGGAGGACAUCGAAGUAGGGAGAACUGAGAUCGAUGAUGUUAAGAAGGAGGCAGUGAAGGACAGCGCCCCAGCAGCCACUUCUGGAUAUAUCACAAUGGUGUUAUUUGUCUUCCUGUGCCUGUGGAGUAACACACUCCUGUAGUAUAACUCACAUUAUACACUUCCACUCUGUUAACGGUGUUUAACAUAAAACUCUGUUAACAAUCUAGUUAUUUUUACACGGGAGCAACUUUUGUUAAUGUGGCUGCUAUGGCAGAAAAUGUACGGGUGUGAAACACGCCCUCAUUGUGACAACGUUUCGCUCUGUGUAUAGCUUUAUCAUGCCAACUGACUGACUUGAUAAAGCUCUACACAGAGCGAGGCGUUGUCCAAAUCAAUGCUUGCUCUGCACAGUUCUUUUCUACAUUGACUUUCCCAUAUACACACACCUUGUCUCUGUAGAUGUCUUCCUUUCUCAUUACAUUAUUAAAUGCUGUAAAGUUCAGAACAUUUGUGAAUUGACCUCCUCCUCCUCCUUCUCCUCCUCCUCCUCCUCCUCUCUCUCUGCCUCUUCUCCUUUCCUAUAAUUUUUUUUCCCUUCCUGUCUUCUGCUUAGGUGUGUUCUGCCUUUCAGUUUUACCAAAGCUCAUGAUUCUGUUAUAUUUCCAUUAUGAUUUAGGAGGUCAUGUUUGAGACAGGGAUGCGAGAGCGGUGAUUCCACGAACCACUAAAGAAUAUUCAACCUGACUCGGUUUCAAAGCCGACUGUUUCAUAGAUAACAAGGCAGUUAUCCCAAGCUAGUUCCUUGAAGACCCUCCACCUGUACAAACCCGGUCGUUACAGAGAGUAGCAGUACUUAUGUGUACAAGUGCUUAAUUAUACUUACUUAUCUAGUCUCUGUAGCUACAGGAUGUGGAUGGUAAUGUGAUAUAUCUAUCUCCGCUUGUCACAUGAUGUGAUGACCGAAUCACAAGGGUUCACAUAAUGUGGUAAAUCAACCAAUGGGAAUCACAUAACGUGUUGCACAUAUUUACGUUAUGUUCAACACGUUUUUUCCCUUUACUUUAAGUUUGGAAAAAUAUCUUAAUAGAAUAUAAACACUUACGUAUGAUCAUAUAUGACUUACGU